Messenger RNA from Acipenser ruthenus (sterlet), 3165 nucleotides. RefSeq names its product inositol monophosphatase 1-like. The transcript is spliced from 9 exons. The record is from RefSeq and is a predicted model, not a curated record. Lineage: Eukaryota; Metazoa; Chordata; Actinopteri; Acipenseriformes; Acipenseridae. The coding region runs from base 161 to 1018 and encodes 285 amino acids. Gene Ontology annotation, biological process: inositol metabolic process; phosphatidylinositol phosphate biosynthetic process; signal transduction. Gene Ontology annotation, molecular function: inositol monophosphate 1-phosphatase activity.
GUUUUCAAAAGUAUUAAAUUCCAAAGCAGCUAUAGUCAGAACCAGAGCAAAAAUAAACUGCUCCCCGCCUUCUUCUAGAAGCAGUAAUUUCGCUUUGGUCAGAGCACAGUGUCCCGGGUGUUGGAACUCAAGGUAUACAAGAUAACAAACUAUUGUGAAAAUGGCAGAUUCUUGGCAAGAGUGCAUGGAGUUAGGGAUCUCUAUUGCAAGGAAUGCUGGAAAGGUGAUUUGUAAAGCUCUACAUAAUGAACAAUCAGUGAUGUUAAAAACAUCCCCUGCUGAUCUGGUAACUGAGACUGAUCAAAAGGUGGAGAAAAUGAUUAUCUCUGCAAUCAAAGAAAAGUUUCCAACUCACAGUUUUAUUGGAGAAGAGUCAGUGGCAGCCGGAGCAGAAUGUGUACUGACAGACAACCCAACUUGGAUAAUCGACCCCGUUGAUGGAACCACCAACUUUGUGCACAGAUUUCCAUUCGUGGCAGUAUCUAUUGCAUUUGCUGUCAACAAAGUGACUGAAUUUGGAAUUGUUUACAGCUGUAAAGAGGAUAAAAUGUACACCGCAAGGAAAGGGAAAGGAGCAUUUCUUAAUGGUGUGAAGUUAAAUGUCUCCGGGCAGACAGAUAUAACCAAAUCCCUUGUAAUAACUGAAGUGGGACCUGAACGAGACCCUAAGAUAUUGAAGACACUCUUUACAAACCUAGAAAAGCUUCUGAACAUUCCAAUUCAUGGUUUCCGUGCUGUUGGCACAGCAGCAACAGAUGUGUGUUUUGUAGCUGCUGGAGAAGCUGAUGCCUAUUAUCAUAUUGGAUUGCACUGCUGGGAUAUAGCUGCAGCUGGUAUAAUUGUUACAGAAGCUGGUGGUGUCUUGAUGGAUACAGAUGGAGGACCAUUUGAUAUGAUGUGCCGAAGAAUCAUUGCAGCAAGCAGCAGGGCUGUUGGAGAAGCCGUGGCAAAACAUAUUAGGGCUUUUCCAUGUGCAAGAGAUGAUGAGCAGAUUGGUGUACAUGCCAAUGGAAACUAGUUUAUGGUAAAGUGGGGGUGGAUGCUCAGAAUUUGUAUUGUAGAAUGACCACUACAUGUAAAGCUACAUCCAAACGUUUUGCAUCAUGUAAAAUCUUAGGAUUGAGACAUAAUUGAAAAGAAAAUGUAUAUAUGAACAUCAUUUAGAUCUUUUAUUUAACAUAAUGUAAUCAAAGAAACUACAAAAUCAUACCACGAACGUCUACUGGAAGCCAUAAUAGUAGUACAGGAUUUGAUGUUAGAGGUUUUCGUUAAGUAUAUGGAAAACUACAAUGUGGUAUGUAAUUCAGUACAUUAAAGUAACACUAUUUCAGCAGGUUUCAUUCAACUUUAUGAAGCAAAAUGAGUUAAUUCUAUAGUUUGAUGCAAAACUUUCAGCCAUAGCUGUAAACUUAUUUGAGACUAAUAGCCGAAUAGCAAAACUUGUCUGCAGUGUUCGUUUGAGAAUGAACUUGUAUCAUAAAAUCAAGGUUUAUAUUUAAGUUUGUGUGAGCAGCUAAACAAAGCUGAUCAGAACAAAAAGGUAUAAUAUUUGUUUUCCUUCUCUCAACCCAUUGGUUAAUAUUUCCUAUUACAAAACACCAGGCAUCACAAAAUAUUGAUAAUGAAACAUGAAUUUGCUAACGGACAAGAAAAAACAAAAAGGAGAUGGGGAAAUUCAAGAAAACAGGGACUCCAUGUACCCCUCAUUUUACAAAAAAAAAAAGCAUGUACUACACCUGAUGAGUUUUCAAUAAAAAGACAUAAUUCAUGAAAAAAGAUAUGCAACAUUAACAUUCAAUAGAAAACUACAACCCCCACACUGAAACAAACAAAGAAAUCACAGAAUGAUGUAUGAGGACUAAUAAUCCACUCUGUUCUGUAAUUUGACUAGUUCUGUAGUAUCUUGGACUAUAACUUUACCUUGGGGAAGGUAGUGAUGCAAAAUGAAUGCUAAUCAGGGAUUGUGAAAACAUCUGCAAGUCAAAAACUGUGUUAUUUUAAGGUAUUGUAAAGAUCUGUGCAUAUUUGUGUUGUACUGUAAUUCCCGUUGUAAUUGUGUUCCCUCCUCACUCUGUAUUUCCCAUCGCUUGUUUUGUUUACCUCUUGUCUGUGUCUGUGUAAUCCUGGCCUGUGCUUGAACAUGUUCUGUGUCUUCCCUGUGAUUGGUCCUGUCUCUCUGUAUCAGUCUUGUGGUGCAUGGUUUGUGGCUCCCCUGUGAUUGGUCCUCUGUCUGUCCGUGUCAGUCGUGCUGCACAUGGUCUGUGUCUUCCCUGUGAUUGGCCCUGUCUGUGAGUCACUGUUUUUGCACAUGUUCUCUGUGUUCCCAUUGGCCUGAAGCGUGCGACUGAGGACCAAUGGGAUGUGUAAGUUAUUUUAGGGCUGCUGUUGUUGUUGUGUUCUGGUUGCCAUGGUUCCUGUAUUCUGUGCGUGUAACCUGAGAAGCUGACAGAGCUGUGUGUGGAGAAUGGUGUGCUGAAUAAAGCAUUGAGAAGAAACUAGUGUCUCUACUGUUUUCUGCCAUCCCUGCUGAAACGCUACAGUAUGAUGGUAUUGGGUUUUUGUAAAAUGCAGACAAUUUAAAUGUCAAACAUCAAAUAAAUUGUUGUCAUGAAAAUUAAUUAUCAUGAAUGAUAUUGUAGCAAGCACGGGAAUUACUGGAGACACACACCAAGGAUCUCAGAUCAUUGCAGUUUAUUAGGAAGCUACAGCAAAUCAGCACUAUCCACACACUCAAACACAUACACAUAGACAGCCCUUCCCCACCCCAGAGCACUACUCCGCCUCUCAAGGUGACAUCCACAUAUUCAAAACUAUCCUGCUCGCCUACAGUGCCCUUCAACACACAGGUCCCAAGUACCUCCUCAACCUGCUGACCCGCUAUGUCUCUGCCCGCAAGCUGAGGUCCUCUGAUUCUGGCCUGCUUGUUAUCCCCAAGCAAAAGUGCACCACACUUGGAGAACACUUGUUUAGCUUCAUGGCUCCGACUCUGUAUUAUGAUACUAUUAAGUAUUAUGCACUUUCCACUGUAUUUAAUGUGUUAUGCAUUUUUUUGUAAUACUGUAUAGCAUGUAUUAUGCAUUUCUUGAUUUUCUUGUUACUGCAUCUUGUAAAGCACUUUGUGAUGGUGGUCCACUAUGAAAUGCGCUAUAUAAAAUAAAGACUGAU